This is a messenger RNA of Plasmodium cynomolgi strain B, 4149 nucleotides long. RefSeq lists its product as hypothetical. The record is from RefSeq and is a predicted model, not a curated record. The transcript has 4 exons. Bases 1 to 4149 code for a protein of 1382 amino acids. Lineage: Eukaryota; Apicomplexa; Aconoidasida; Haemosporida; Plasmodiidae.
AUGGAGGAACAUCUGUUCAGUUAUGAAAACAUAUUUAGGAAUAAGGACCUAAAUAUUGAUGAGGAGAUAAGGGAGAAAAAUCAGAAGGAAAAAGGACCACCUGUUGAGGAUUCGAACGUGCCGCCGGAGGGUGCAGGUUUGGAGGAUGGAAACCCGAAGGAUGGAAACCCGAAGGAUGGAGACCCGAAGGAAGAGUCCCCGCAUGGUUUUGCCAAAAACAAGCUGAAAAGCGAACCCGAUGAGGGGGGCUGUUCCAUCCAAUCGGGUGCAGCCGAUGAAAGUAAAAAAGGGGAGAAGAGCCAGAAGGCGGAGAAGGGUGAUACAUGUCCAGGAGGAGAAGGAAGGCCCAGCGAGGCCGACUGCAAGGGGGAUCCAGUAGAGGCGGUGGAAGAGGCAUCAACGGAAGUGGCGAACGAGGCGAACGUGGCGAACGAGACGAACUCAGCUCACGUGGAGGACGCCCGGGGGGAGGGGCAGGACGCCACCGUUCACACGAACAGCCAAACGGAACCCCAAUCCAAGAAGAAGAUAAAAAACGACCUAUCGUCCCUUUUUGCAGACUCGUCCUCAGAAGUGAUGGGCGCAGGGGGGGAACAAGCCAGUGACAACAAUGAAAUUAAUUUUUGGUUUUCCGGAAAGGGGGCCACGCCGCGAGGGGGAGCGGACAGAGAAGCGGACAGAGAAUCGGAUAGAGAAGCUGACGGUGAAGCGAAUGACGAAGCUGACGGUGAAGUGAAUGACGAAGCUGACGGUGAAGCGAAUGACGAAGCUGACGGCGAGGUGGGAGAGAAAGAACAGACGCACGACAACAGUUUGACGACCCCACUUGAUAAUAAUCCAGAUGGGACAACCAAUGUGAUAUGUAAAAGGGGCGAAGAUGGUGGCAACUGUGGAAUACAAAACGCUCCAAAUGGCGUUGAUGCCUCCUUUGGUGAUUUCAAUGAGGAAAAACAGAUUCGUUGUGACGGAGGAGAUGUACCAGAUUGGACACCUCAAGUGAGUAGCAGUGACCUGGUUGGGGAUGUAAGCCACUCGGGUCGCGGCAAAAAUGGGCCUAGUGAAGGGGGGGAAGAUGCUCCCAGGGGUGACGCGGCAGGGGGUGAUGCGGUAGGGGGUGAUACGGCAGGAGGUGACGCAGCAGGGGGUGAAGCGACAGUGGGCAACUCGGCAGGUGACGCCGCCCCCACCGCCCUGUGCUUCGGAACGAACGGGACCUUUUGCUACACCAGGGGGAGAAAGGUGAAGUGCGCGCCGCUGAUCUGCGUUAUGGAGAGCGGCAUUCGGGCGAGGAGCGAGGGUUCGAGUGCCGCUGCGGAUCCCGCACCACCGCCAAGUAACACACCCGCCAAGCGUAGUAACACCAAUGGCAGUCGCGAUAAGACGUUAGAGGAACACGUUUACGCGAUAAAGUAUUUCCCUGGACCAUUUAGCAGGAGGACGGACAAGGUUGACCAGAAGGUAAUUAAUUUUCUGCAAGGUCUUAUAAAAAUAAAUGGAGAAAAAUAUGGGCGCAAUGUGUAUGAGUACACACAGAAGAGUUGCGUUUACCAGUACCUACUGAACGUGAUGAGGAGUCCCCACUUGCUUGACUUUAACUUAAAGGACGUGCGAGUGGAUAGGAGUGGUGUGAAGGCAGAUGGGAGUGAGAAGCAGAAGCGGAGAAAUGCUGUGUCUUACUUUGUGGAGUCGUCUCGCCGCCAGGAGGAGGGAAGAACGAACAAGGGGGAGAGAAGAACGAAAAAGGGGGAUGGUCCCCGAAGCAGGAAUGGCUACCCAAGUGGUAGAAGUGAUCAUGCCAAUUACUGCCACGACUGGAGUGGAGACUUCCUUGCUAGUGAAAACAACCCGCGAGAGGAAUCAGGGGAUGAAGAUCAACAAAGGAGAGACAGUCCCUCCGAUGCUGAAGAAACGAGUGAAUUGAACAAUAACAUUACUGAAAUGGAAAAAUUUGAGAUAACAGGGAGAGAGAGUGAAAAGCGAGAGUACCCCGGUGGGGGAGGAGAUAUCCACCACGAUGGGGAUCUCUACCAAGGGGAUAAUCUCACGUGGCGCACAGGUGAGUGUGGUACAAACCCAUAUGGAAAGAAGGAGAAGGAGAAGGCAAAGGAGAAGGCGACGGAUAAGGCGACGGAUAAGGCGACGGAGGCGGAGAAAAAAAGAGUGCUUGUGCACAACCAACAGUACGAAUUCCACGACUUGGUGAACCCAAACUUCAUCAAGGAAUUCUCCAAAAUGGGGAUCAAAGAAAAAAUCACCAGAGAUGACAUAUACCUGGAGUAUUACCACCUGUGUAUAUAUAACAGUGAGGAGGCAGCAAGACUAUGCGUGGAAAAAAAAUUAUUCAAGCAUUUCUUUUUGAUUUUAAAAAAAUACAACGAUGAAAAAUAUAGGCUAAUGCUCAGUAAGUACAUAACUCAUAUAAACAACAGCAUGAACGAUGACACUGAGAUGACUGAUGGAAUGAAAAAUAUUUUUCGAAUUUACAAUCCAAGCAUUCAUAACUAUAUUGUUAAGGAAUCCUUUGUCUUUUUAAUUUCCCUUCUAAAUCGGGAAAGUAUGACGUUUGAAAAAAAUUUGCUAAUAAAUUACUGGUACUCUUUUUAUGUACUGAUCUAUCAUAACUUCUUAUUCCAAUUCGAAGAGAAUGAAUUAAAUUACGAGGAGUACAAGGAUGACAUUCUCCGAUUUUUUUCCUUUUUAAUAAAUCAGCUGUAUAUGCACGGACGUGUGACUGAGUCUCAGUUUCUCUACCUGCAGUUGUGUGGCAAUCCAUGCGUUUUUAAAGUGUGCGAAGUGAUAGAGUACCUCCACAGAUCCAAUGACGAUAAUUUUUUUUACGAAGACCUAAUAAGACAGAAAAUUAAGUACGCAUUUACUCUUCUAGAAUUAGGGGUUCUAGAUCAAGCUAAAAGGUACAUAGAAAUAAUAUACUACUAUGUAGAUGUGAUUCGAAGUCAGAAGAAGAAGAACUACUACUUGGUGCACAUGUAUGAGUCUCUACUUAGUCAGGCCAAGUAUGUUCUACCAUCUCUGCGUUUACAAGAUAGGGGUAUAUUCCACGCCAGCUGGACUGCGUCGAAUGAGGACCUUCCCGAGGGGGGGAUAUAUAACUAUAAAGUCAUUUCGCCCCACCGAGAUUUGCAGCACGGGGGGGAAGCGCAUGCUAGCGAUAAUAAUAUUACGAUGACCCCGUUCGAAGCGAAGAACCCAAGCGGGUUCAACACAGAUCAUGUGGGUUCUACUCACCAAGGGGGAUUAACGGGAAAAGUCUCAAACACUUUCGGAAGUAACCCUACUUCACCACCACACAUAAGUGCAGCACUUACGACCAAUCAAAACCAACACACCGAAAGGGUUGGAAGUUACUCGCAUUUUAGUUUUGCUCCGCCACUGCAUAGCGUUGGUACUAACGCAGAUCAGUCGAACAUACACCACGAGGUUUCUAACAGCGGGACGAGCAGCACCCCUCUCGCAAAUGCCCCCUACCCAACGAAUGAUGGGAACUUAUUUUUGUCUAGCUACCACCCACCACAAAUGGUUGCCUCGGGAGAAGGAGCGGAAUACACCCCUGUAGAAGGGGGCAUCACCUCCUAUCAGCAGUACAACGGUGCCUAUCAAAAUGGAAGCGCUCAACAGGCUCCCCACUACGCAGCCCACCAAAGUGCAUACCCCCCAAGCAGCAACAACUACUCCGCAGGGGGGGGCAUGUCCUAUGGAGGUAACACCAAACCACCUGCACAGUCAGGUAAAAGUGGACCCCACGAAGUAACUGACAAAAAAAUACACAGCGAAAAAAAAAAAGAAGCGGAUGAACAGAAUGGAGAAAACAACAUGGAUUUAAUUAACAUAGGGAAGACAUUCAUUUCAGGAUUCUUCUCAAACAUAAAGGAGAAAAUAACAAAGACGGAACAAGCGGAGGAGGAGGAAGAGGAAAAUAUUUUUUAUUAUGACUACGAGAAGAAGCGGUGGAGGGAGAAGGGGGUGACGUCGGAUGAGGAGGAAGAACGGGAGCGACGGAAAAUGCAGCACGAAAUGGAGAUGAAAAAUAUCGCCCCUCCACCCCAGACGGAGAACCGUUCGAUGACAAACAAGAAGAACCCGCUGGACAUAACGGACGUGCGGAGCAGGUACGUUGACUACUUCAACUGA